UUGAUCUACGGGCAUGAUGUUGCGAGAAGAAGGCUUGUGUUAGCCGAACGGAAAACCUUAGUGAAAAAUAUAAAAUUCCAACAGAAAUGUUAUCGUCGUAAAUAUAAUAUAAAAGUUGGGCUAUGCUAAUGCUUUCGGUCGUAAUGUAAAAUCAUUGGAAGACAACCGCAGUUAAAUAUAUUGUGGUGAAGAUUGUUCAAUAAUUCCUUAGAAAAUUACCGAAUUUAAGGAAAUUGAAUUGUUGAACCGAGAUUUUUUCCUUAAACAAUUAGCGUAAUUAAAUUGGUUAAAGAAGGUUGUCGCGUGUGUCAGAUUAAAAAUUAAUUUUUGACUUACAGACUUUAACUAACUUGUCACUUGGAAGAAGACUGUGAGGGGGACGAUAUUGUUACCAAAUGGAUUGCCCCCAGCAAUAAAUCACAUUUUAAUUUAAUCUCAUCGGGAUUAAGCAAACUCAAAUCCGAGAAAAUUAUUUAAAAAACGGUUAAAUCAGCGAGUUUAUGUUAACGAUUUGUCUCGGGGAAAGUGAUGCGGAUUUUCCGUUGGUAGUGGUUUUUUUCUGAUUGUGUUCUUCCUAAAAAUAAAAUCUCGUGUUUAAACUGACAGGGAUAAUAAAGUGGUGUAGAACUGAGCGCGUAUAAUGUUAAAAAUAUGACAACGCAAUGAAUAAUUUAUCUAUAACACUGGCGAAACAAUAAAUUAUGGACGAAACACAAGACAGUCCGUCUUAUAGUUAUAGCACGACAAUAGUACUAUGGACAACGAAUUCAAACAUUUACAUUGAUGGCAUUGAACAGCCACCGAACGGUACCCGCAUUGAUCAAUCACUUUCGGACGAUGAAUUAUUACAAACAUCAAGUGAUAAUUUAUCAACGAAAGAUUUAAACAAUUACUGGGCACUGUUGGCGCUAGUUUUGGUACUGGGUACAGCAGCCGGCAAUAUUUUAGUAUGUUUGGCAAUAGCAUGGGAGAGACGAUUGCAAAAUGUUACCAACUACUUUUUGAUGUCUCUGGCCAUAACGGAUUUGAUGGUUGCCAUAUUGGUGAUGCCGCUGGGAAUAUUGACCCUUGUGAAAGGUUAUUUUCCAUUACAGUCCGAACACUGUUUAGUGUGGAUAUGUUUAGACGUAUUAUUUUGUACAGCUAGUAUUAUGCAUCUGUGUACCAUAUCGAUUGAUAGAUAUUUGUCACUACGCUAUCCAAUGCGCUUCGGUCGGAAUAAAACGAGGAAACGAGUGACCGUUAAAAUAAUAUUCGUUUGGCUGUUAUCGAUUGCAAUGAGUUUGCCGCUUUGUUUAAUGUAUUCAAAGGAUCACGCUUCGGUCCUUGUGAAUGGAAUAUGUCAAAUACCAGACCCGGUUUACAAGCUUGUCGGAUCCAUUGUGUGCUUUUACAUACCGCUUGGUGUUAUGUUAAUUACCUAUUGCUUAACUGUACGAUUGCUAGCGCGGCAGCAGCAAAAUUUGGGUGGCAAUCAACAGCAGAAUAGUGGCUGGUCAAGUGGAUGGCUCGGUCAAGCUCCUGCUAUAGAACGUAGAUGUACAUGGCGGCGUCUACUGAAAACUAGUCUUCCGUCAACACCGAGUCAUGCUCACUCAGCCACAUCGACAGAUACCGAACUGUCUACUCUCGAUACACAUGAACUCUGGCUGCCAGACUCAAGCAUUCCAGAACCCACUCCAUCAACGAUGACUGCACUACAUCAGUUCGGAGCCGAAAUGCUAAAAUUAUCUCGAGGGUUGGAAUCCGUUUCAGCCGUUGUAACAUCAUCGCCGCCAACAAAACCGAAUUUAAAUACUGUAGAACGUAGGCCCACGGCUGUAGUACUGAAUAGUGUACCCACUUCACCAUGCAUAAGACUGAAGAAACGUCGUGCGUCUCAUGCUACAUGGAAUGCUGCGUUGAGUCAACCAGAAAGUCCUACCACAAAUCAUCAACGGAAGCGUUUCAACUCACUACCACGCACGUUAACGAGCAUUGACAAUCCCAACGAUGGAGCACCGAAGGAAAAGGAUUACAAAAACAAAAAUAACGAAAAAUUCAAAAAUCAAUUAAACAAAAAGGAAGCCUUCGAUCUGGUGCCGCCACCGUGCACGUGCCCGUAUUUCGGUGAUACGCCCCAUCAUAAUACAUUGAAACCGGCCGAAGUGAAAAUCAUCACUACUUCGCGGAGUUUUCGAACGACGUCAAGCAGUUUGCACGAUACAACCAUGCACAGUUUGUCGAUUUCGAAUUCCACUUCGAUGUCCAUUGCAACACCGACCACAUCAACGUCACCGUCGAAGACUUCGCUACAAUUACUUCCGGUACCGCCGACACCACCCGUACGGAAGCACAGCUACUCGAAAAGUAAUUCGGUUGUUACGUGGGACACAAAGCGCAAUCAACGGCGAGGCUCCAGUUUUGGAGGAGUUAAGACAACGUUGCAGAGUACUUCACUGCUUCUAACACCAAAUAAAACUUCGUCUUCAACAUCGCCACUGCGCCGAUCGGCUACGCUUCGCAACCACAACAAUAUCAUCAAUAACAGCGAUCCCAAUCUAAAUCAUAUCAAAACCAUCAAAGGUGCCCCCUCGUCGCCAUGUCUACUGCAACGCAGUGCAACCAUACGAUCGCAUCAUUCGCGCAAUUCCAGUGUCAUAUCACGGAAUUCGUCUCGUCACGGUCGCAUCAUACGCUUGGAACAGAAAGCGACCAAAGUUCUCGGCGUCGUGUUCUUUACGUUUGUGAUAUUGUGGGCACCGUUCUUUGUGCUCAAUCUGUUGCCGUCGUUGUGUCGUACAUGUGAGGAGAACAUGAGCGGCUGGGUGUUCGAUGUGGUGACAUGGCUGGGCUAUGCCAGUUCGAUGGUGAAUCCGAUAUUCUAUACAAUAUUUAAUAAAGUGUUUCGACAAGCCUUCAAAAAAGUGCUACUGUGUCAGUACGGCAAGACGAAAUGGCGUCCGCAGAGAUAGCAAAUUGUGAUCAAUAAUAAAGUAAUCAAUCAUUAAAAAUGUAGUCAAAAAUAUUAUUAUAUAAAUUAUGUGAACAACGUGUAUACAUACAGAGGGAAAAAACGAGGGCGGCGAACAGUAAGUCUAAUACAUAAAUAUAAUAUAUAACAAAACACAUAAUAGAUGAUGCAAACAACCAUAGUAUUAUUACUCUGAUGUAGCCAGUAAAACGUUGGUGAUUAUUAUAUAAUAUUCUAGAAAUUGAAACAGAAAAAUUUGUUCAAUUAAAAUUUUUGUAUAUGACCUUCGGUAUACCCAACAGUUGAUGUGUAUGUGUGUGUAUGUAUACUACCCCCACAUAUAGUCUAAUUCAUAGAAGCGAUAUCAUCUUAAAUGUUAUAUAUUUAUACAAAUCCCAAUGGAAACUGCAGUAAAUACCGAAAAAAAAUUAUUUUUGAAUAAUAAAAAUCAACACUCAAUUUUCUCACUUCGGUAACGGUAUUAUGGCCGUCAUUUUCUUGAACAAUGCCACAUGCGUUGAAAACCGUACUUUUCAUAU
Bradysia coprophila is the source of this 3492-nucleotide messenger RNA. RefSeq names its product 5-hydroxytryptamine receptor 2B (gene 5-HT2B). Lineage: Eukaryota; Metazoa; Arthropoda; Insecta; Diptera; Sciaridae. Gene Ontology annotation, cellular component: plasma membrane. Gene Ontology annotation, biological process: G protein-coupled receptor signaling pathway. The record is from RefSeq and is a predicted model, not a curated record. Gene Ontology annotation, molecular function: G protein-coupled receptor activity.